Molecule: messenger RNA, 1767 nt
Organism: Gossypium raimondii (Peruvian cotton)
Lineage: Eukaryota; Viridiplantae; Streptophyta; Magnoliopsida; Malvales; Malvaceae
Product: UDP-glycosyltransferase 92A1
Exons: 1
Coding region: 161-1648 (495 amino acids)
Molecular function (GO): UDP-glycosyltransferase activity
Source: RefSeq, a predicted model, not a curated record
CACACACACACAAAAUGUGAGAAUCAAAUUCCCAAUUACUACCAUGGGACCGCCAUUAUUAACCUUCAAAACCAGAUCCAAAGUUCGUCACUGAAACCCACAAUUUUCCCGAGAGAAUCCAAACAAACAAAAAAAACACCCCAUCUUCAACAGCUCAAUCAUGGGUUCAUCCAAUGAUUACAUUCACAUCGUAAUGGUUCCAUUCAUGGCUCAUGGCCAUCUCAUUCCAUUCUUAGCUUUAGCAAAACAAAUCCAUCACCAAACUGGCUUCAACAUCGCCAUUGCUAAUACCCCUCUUAACAUCCAAUACCUCCGUUCAACUCUCCGAGGAAACCCCAUUCCCGGUAUCCAUUUUUUGGAGCUUCAAUUCAAUAGUUCCGACCAUGGGUUACCACCCAACACAGAGAACACGGAGAACUUAUCGUUAGAUCUCAUCGGUAAAUUCUUUGCUUCAUCGGUUUAUUUGAAAACUCCGUUUUAUAAUUUGUUAAAAGAUAUUGUUAAAAAACAGUGCACACCACCUCUUUGUGUUAUUGCCGAUGUGUUUUUUGGGUGGGCUGUUGAUGUUGCUAAUAGUUUAAACACUAUAAACAUUGCGUUUUCAACCGGUGGUGCUUAUGGUACUUUAGCUUAUGUUUCGUUAUGGACUAAUCUCCCACAUCGUAGAACAGAUAAUGAAGAGUUUAAUGUGCCCGGAUUCCCUGAUAGAUGCAAAUUUCAUGUUUCUCAACUCCAUGAAUUUUUGAGAAAAGCUGAUGGGACUGAUUUAUGGUCCAAGUUUAUGCAACCACAGAUUUUAAGCUCUUUUAAAUCCUUUGGGUGGUUGUGUAAUACUGUUGAAGAGAUCGAACCAUUUGGGUUGGAUUUAUUGAGGAAAUACAUCAAAUCCCCUGUUUGGUCCAUUGGUCCUCUUUUGCCUAAAUCAUGGUUAAUCAACUCAUCGGCACCGGCAUCGGUGAGACAACAUGCAGGGAAAGAGCCAGGGAUAUCACCUGAGAAAUGUGUUCAAUGGCUUGAUAUGCAUAGUGAUGAUUCAGUUCUAUACAUUUCAUUUGGUUCACAAAACACUAUUAGUCCAUCAAAUAUGAUGGAACUAGCAACCGGGUUAGAAAAAGCUGGGAAACCCUUCCUUUGGGUUAUCAGGCCACCGCUUGGUUUCGACUUGAAAGCCGAAUUCAAACCGGAAUGGUUACCGGAAGGUUUCGAAGACCGAAUGAGUAGGAAUAACCAAGGGUUGUUGGUGAAAAACUGGGCACCCCAACUUGAAAUAUUGUCGCAUAGAUCAACCGGGGCAUUUUUGAGUCAUUGCGGGUGGAAUUCAACGAUGGAAAGCUUGAGUCAAGGUGUGAAAAUCAUAGGGUGGCCAUUGGUGGCCGAACAAGCUUACAAUUCGAAGAUGUUGGUGGAGGAAAUGGGGGUCGCGGUGGAGUUGACGAGAGGGGUUCGGAGCAGUAUUUCAAGCGACAAGGUUAAGGAAGUGAUUGAAAUGGUGAUGGGCAAAGAAGGGAAAGGAAGGGAUAUGAAGAGAAAAACUCAAGAAAUUGCUGAACAUAUAAUGGCGGCUGUUAAAGAUGAAGGAAAUGAAAAAGGGUCUUCCAUUAAAGCAUUGGAUGAUUUUGUUUCAACCAUUACAACAGCAAGGAAAUAACAAGAUCAAUGUCUUCUUUUGAGCUUAUAAUGAAUAAAUUUUGUAGUUUUUUCAUGAAGUGUUAUAUCAUUUACUUUUUUUAAUUUUUGAGCUUAUAAUGAAUUUCUAUUUACUUUUAA